AUGACUGCAGUGGCUUCUCCGCCUAGUGUGCAAUCGGGGUCUCGUUUGGGAUGGUACGAUCCUGGUAACGGAGGACAAGGGCCCCUGUCUUCGAUGAACGCGGAAGAAGUCUCGCGCAUGUUCAUGCCAAGGAAGACCGUUCAGAGAUCGAAUUCGUCGUCCUCUCUAGCAUCCACAACCUCAUCUACGUCGACUGUCGCUGCGCAUCCGCAGACGGCCGAUGCCGCGCAGAAUUCGAACUCCGAAUCUAGCACGUGGUCUUCGAAAAAAAAACCCUCCAGGGGUAUCUGGCCAAACUCCAAGUCCGACCCGGUAGCCGGGGUGAGCAACGCCCGCCCCCAAGUAAUGCCUGCGUUUUCGGGGCCCGCAGCCGCCUCGACCAUGUCGGCCCUUCAGCAGCCGUCUUCCAUCGUUCCCUCCCAACACAUGCUUCAGUCUCCCCAGCAGAAUGGCGUCCGCGCUGGUAGCGCGCCAUCCGGGGACCCUCCCGCCGUCUUGACCCUCAUCCCUCUCAACGGAACCUUCGAAAAGAAACAGAUCAACGUACCGUUCUACCCGGAAGUCCUGCGGAUCGGUCGGCAAACAAACGCGAAAACGGUGCCCACCCCCAUGAACGGGUACUUCGACUCCAAGGUGCUUUCCCGACAGCAUGCGGAAAUCUGGGCCGAUAAGACCGGGAAGAUCUGGAUCCGGGAUAUCAAAUCGUCCAAUGGGACCUUUGUGAGCGGGAAGAGACUGUCUCCCGAGAAUCGCGAGUCGGAGCCCCAUGAGCUCCGCGAAGGUGACAUCCUGGAGCUGGGGAUCGACAUUGUUAGCGAGGACGGAAAAACGGUCGUGCACCACAAAGUCUGUGCCAAGGUGGAGCACGCGGGGAUCUACAGCUCGUUGCCCAACAUUCUGGACCUCACUCUGGGCGACCUGGAUCCCUCCUCUGGCAAUGGCCUGCUUCCUUCGCCCCUGAGCCAGCCGCUGGCACACCUCCGCGGGCGCGCCGGCAGCACGAUGAGCAACCGGAGUACCCAGAGCAAUGCCAGCAGUCAGUUCAAUGCGAUGCAACAGCAAAGGCAGAUGAAUUACUGGAAUUCGCCGAUCUCGAUCGAGCAGGUCGUCAAACGGCUCACGAACGAAAUGAAACAAGCCAAACAGCAAUCCCAAGAUCUUCGACAGACGGACGACUUCCUGACGACGAUCAUGAAGAACGGCCCCCCCGAAAAGGAGAAGGUCAAGCACUCGCCGGCGGAGAGUAGCGCCUCACGUCAGAUGAACGGGAGGCCGAAGAUGCCUCGUGUGGAUUCGUUCUCUCGGUUCUCCGAACCCCCGGCACCACCGCCCCAGCAACCGUUGCCCGAAAAGCCGGAUGCUUUGCCCCGGAAUGGCGUGGACGCCAUGUCUCCUCUCAAACGCUCGGACACCACCGACACGGAGAAGCAGAAGUUCGGGCCUGCUAGCCCAGCCAUUUCACGGGAAUCCAGCCAGAUCUUGUCGCUGAUCGAGGCUCUGUCAUCCGCAAAAAGGGAGCUUGACAGCCAAGGCGCCCGCGUGAAGGAGCUUGAGAACCUGUUGCUGCAAGAGCGGCAGGCUCGGGAAGCUGCCGAGGAGAGGGCCGGACGUCUCGAAAUCCGGCCCGAUCACGAUGUCCAGGCGAAUGUGACCGGCCCACCACUGGAUUCGCAUGCCGGUGAACUCCAGAAGGCCCCAUCCGAGAAUCGCGACCUCGACAGUGCAUUGGUUGUCGAACAGUUGACGGAAUCCACUGGCGAAUCCACCGAUGUGGACGAGCCGACAGAUCGCCAUACAGACCAACUGAAACAACGACUGGACUUCGUGAUGGCGGAGAUGGAGGAGAUGAGACAACAGGUUGCCGUUUUCAAAGAUCGCGCCCAGAAGGCAGAAGACGAGACCACGGAAACGCGCAAGUCUCUGACCGAGAUGAUCGAGACUCUGCGGCGUGAACGCGCGGAUGGCGAAACGGUCGGCCAGCCGAUCUCCGCCGCCCCAGAUGGCAUCCCUCCUUCUGGCUCCGCUCUCCCCGGCGAAGGGGAGGAUAAGGGUGCUGAGGCAAAGAGUUCCGAAAAGCAGGACUCCCUGUUGUCGCCCCAAUCCAGCACGGCCUUCGCCACGCAGAAACCUCGGCACGCGGCCCUGGAGCAAUCGAGUCCAUACGCAUCAAUGCUCGGAGUCGUGCUACUAGGGGUAGGGCUGAUGGCCUAUCUGAACGGGUGGCAGAAGAUGGAACGGUGA
Messenger RNA from Aspergillus campestris IBT 28561, 2241 nucleotides. Its product is annotated as putative cytoplasm to vacuole targeting Vps64. Gene Ontology annotation, molecular function: protein binding. NCBI's taxonomy places the organism in Eukaryota, Fungi, Ascomycota, Eurotiomycetes, Eurotiales, Aspergillaceae. The record is from RefSeq and is a predicted model, not a curated record. Gene Ontology annotation, cellular component: cytoplasm. The coding region runs from base 1 to 2241 and encodes 746 amino acids. The transcript is spliced from 2 exons.